UGCUACAAGUUUGACGAUGAAGACAAAAAGCCGAAACAAUUGGCUUGCAAUCACGUCAUCUGUAUGCGAUGUCUUAAAAAAAUCUAUGUGGCUGGAUUAGUAGUGUGUCCCUAUUGUCGCUACGAGCACCGUUGCGGCCAAGGAGUUGAGACAUUGCCAACCAGUCAGCAAGUCUUGUACAUUAUUCGGUUGAUCGAGCAAUCGCGAUGUCCACAAUUGGCUAUCCUCUCCAAAAAUUUGGAGGUAGAAUCAUUGGUUAAGGAGUUAAUGGAUAAUUACUCACCAAACGAUGAUGCAUUUUUCGGAGAGUUGCGCAAGAUCAUCCAAUUUAUCGUCAAGGAUUCAACUAGAUUUUUUGACCCCGUUUGGAAAUUGCAAGACAAUUUGAAAGAUAACAAAAUGGCUGUUACGAAAAUUCUUCAAACUAUUGCAGCUUGCGUGAACGAGAUGACGCACCAACACUUGGAUUACCUUAUCUCUGAUGUGCAGGUUCGUUGGCUCACAUCCGGCAACACACGGCGACUAAAUUUAUUAUACUUUCUCCAUAAAUUGUCCUACGAGGGAAACAACGAGCAACUAACAGCCAAAGUAAUGGAUGUGGUAGCUGGCUUUGCGUUUAGCGACAACACACCCGAUGAAUUAGUCAAUGCCUGCAUAGAGACACAGAAAAAGAUUUUGAGCGAUGGAUUGACAUACGAUUUGUUUGAGCAUUGGGUAUUCACCUGCGUUGAGACUGUCCAAACGCAGCCAGAGAAACGACAGGCGUUGGCAGCCAUGAAACUGCUGCGCCAUCUUUGCUACUUGUUCGCUGUAAAAAAAGCUGCGUUAAAUAAUCACAACCACAACACCAACGAGUUCAAGGAUCUCGUUUUAGUACACUGCAAGAACAUUUACAGACGUAUCGAUCAAGAAUGGCAAGUAUUCGACCAUGCCAUAGCUGGAUUCGUCACUUACGUGAGGGAAUGUCGAUCCGCAGGCAAAGAUGAUAUCCACAUUGCAGCUGUCGGAGAAAGACUGGCCUUUCUUUUCGCAUUCCUCAAGUACGGCAAAAUGUGCAUGGAUGAAUUUGUAGCCUCUUCCGUUUGGAUUUGCUUGACGGACGGAACUAUUUCCGAUUUAUAUCCGACCCUUUGUUUCCAAUGGUUCACCAACAUCGUUGAAAAUUCCAUGGCGCAUCCAAAAGCCAUCCAGCGCAUUUUCCAUCAGCACAUUUUGAAAUUGGAUCCUCGUCAAACGACAAAUCAAACGGCUGAUUUCAUGGAUUGUUUUGAGCGUUUCUUCCGGGCUGUCCAGUGCGCAGAAGGAGACACCUUUACGCAAGGUGUAAUAGAUCCUCGUCCUGGACUAGAGUUCCUUUUGAAAAUUGUUGAAUACGCCCAAGUAACCAUUGCGCACAGAGCGUUCAACUUAGUGAAAGAGACAAUCAUCUACCUGGAUCCACGAUUGCUAUUGCACCUUGCCGGCGUUAACAGUAACGCCCUUCGCGACUUCCUGGAUCGAUUUACAGAAAUGCGAGCUAUUUCAAGAAGCUUUGAGAAUAUGGACGAAGACGAUGAACCCCAUACCGGAAUUUCUCCUGUUGUGCAGGUGCCCCAAAGGUUUGAUAACGCCAAUUGCAAUUUUCUUCUCACGGUCAAGAUGAGAGGCCGCUUGCUGGGAACGGUUCACAUCAAACCUUCGCCACAUUUUCCUUGCGCCGAAUUCGUCCAGUCUUUGACAACGUUCUGCUACGCUAUUCCAAGAAAAUUUGGACAGCGCAUUGCUAAGUCUAAGAAAGACACGUGCAUCAGGUUGGAAAUGAAGAACGCCAUGUUCCAGCCUGUUGUGCCGGACAUGCUCAGUUAUCGCAAUUGGUUGGAUCCUGCGAAUUACGCCCAAAGGGCUUGUCAGGUGGGCAUUACCAGCAUCAAGGCUGGUUCUGGUAGAAACGAAGGCCGCGUCAAAGGAUGGCAAUUUGUCUUCUUCCUUCAUGAUGUGGUGCCCAGUAGCUGCAAAUCAAAGAAGUCACUACUGUUUGGCAAUGUCAUUCAAGGCAUCGAUGUAGUCAAGUCACUCAGCUGUUCGAACCUCUCAACUUCCCAUUUCAGUGAAGGACUCCGCUUUACCCUAAAAUCUGUGAAUUAAAAUCUUUUUUUAUACUCAAACAUACGUAAGUUAUCCUCGGAAGCUUGAAGUCAUAUAGCGGGAUAAAAUUAUAAAUCAAAACUCUUAUCAAAACUCCACGAGCAUUUUCUUG
Molecule: messenger RNA, 2236 nt
Organism: Daphnia carinata
Lineage: Eukaryota; Metazoa; Arthropoda; Branchiopoda; Diplostraca; Daphniidae
Product: probable ubiquitin carboxyl-terminal hydrolase FAF-X
Exons: 8
Biological process (GO): protein ubiquitination
Molecular function (GO): ubiquitin protein ligase activity
Source: RefSeq, a predicted model, not a curated record